UUCAAUCUAUCUACUUAAGCAUCUUCUCACACACAAUAGGUUGAUUCAAGUCAUCACAGCUAUUCCUACCCUGGAAGAAAGGUAUACCGCAAUCAGUACCCUCAAUCAAGGAAACGUGUGCAACAGACUUCGACGAAUGGCUGAUGAUGCACUGGAUGAAUCGGUCCGCCGCUGCGAACUGGAGUUAUUGACCCAGCAGGAUGGCGAACGUCUCGUGUCCAUAGCUCGGAAUGAAAGAGAUUUCGAUUGGCUAUGCAAAAUUGCAAUCCCCAUCGUCCAGAAGAAGCAAGAAUGUGCCGCAUUCGUACUGGGCUUUAUCUGGAAUCUCUACACGAGUGCCUUGCAAGAGGUGUUUCCAAAGGAAGCGGCUUUGGUUAUUGUGCGCUCAACUGCAGAAUCAGUUGCCAGGUCAUUUCGUGUUUCACAGCUCGUGAGUAUGGCCUAUUGGCUUCACGAGUCUAGGAAACGUGCAACGUUGCAUUCUAAAACGGGACAAAGCAUAGUUCAAAUCUUGCCUUCUCUUCCAGCUCCAGCUAAAAUCGCAACUCUCACGAAUUUCCUAACCGUCAUGGUCGAGCUUGGCAUGGAAAAUGAGCUUAUGAUUCUAUCGGAUUCACUGAUAACACAGCGACAACUCAUGCCGGAGCAAGAAUUGUUCAAUCUCUACAUACCAGUUCUACGUGAUCUGUUCCUCAUGCUAGAGAAGCUCCCAGGAACUUCUUUUACUGAACCAAAAUAUCAAAAACUUUUCGUCGGGCUGAUUGGAGAGUACUGGGAAAAGCAUAAAAACGCAAGACCUCAAAUGCAUUGGGGCCUAAAAAGCAGAGAGACCAAACAUGGCUGCCGUGUGUGCUUGACACUGGACGGAUUCUUGCUCGACAAAAACAAGAACAAACUUACCAUGAGCAAUCAUGCCAGCACGGGGAAUAAGGCUCAUUUGUGUAAAAUGCUUGCUUCACUGGGCGACUGCCUAGAUUACCAGGAUACCGGAAAGCAAUACCACAUCACAAAGCGAACAUCUGACUACCAAAUGGAUAUAAAAUCAUGGGAGAGUUGUGGCUCUCGUAUUCAAUCGAUUCUGCGAGAACUGAACCAAUAUCACCUGGCGAAGCUGCUUGGGAGGCAUUAUCAGAGUCUUGUUGGUGUGCCCCCACAAGCUUGUCAUGCCGACUCAUCCAUAUCAAUUCCACAGAACUUGGUAACGGAGCAACCAGGCAUCCCUGGCUAUGGCAGCGAUGUGAAUCAGUAUGCGCAGCAUUCGACAACGCAGGCCACACAACCUACGCCUAGUAUAUUAAACGGUCCCCAAAAUGCGCCUCCGGUGAUGUUUUCGGCUCCGAGAUCUAUGUACCGAGUUUCACAGCGUGCAGAGACCACGUGUAACGCCUCAAUGGUUCCUUGUUGCCCUCCAGAUUCCGGAAUACGCAUUCCAAUGACCCCAAAUUUUCAGAACCAACAACCUGCUGCGAAUACGAAGAGAAAGUUUGACGGCCAACUUACAUAUCCCAACAAGGUGAACCAAGCAACUACGAACGAUCAUUGCAUGACCAACCUGGAAGAUGUGGUUGAUCUGACAGGUGAAGAUUAAGCAGCACUCCGCACAGGGAUCGUUAUACAAACAAGGGCAAAGCGCACAGAUCAAAUCCCAGUGUUCAAGGACUUGGUAUUGGGGAAGUGCGGUAUAAACGUAUAUUUUCGUUUGGAGCAACUCAUGUUAUGUUAUUGUGGACACGACAGCUCACUGGGCACCGGACCCGCCAACAGCCUAAUGACUAA
Molecule: messenger RNA, 1776 nt
Organism: Truncatella angustata
Lineage: Eukaryota; Fungi; Ascomycota; Sordariomycetes; Amphisphaeriales; Sporocadaceae
Exons: 2
Coding region: 137-1588 (483 amino acids)
Source: RefSeq, a predicted model, not a curated record